CUGUGACGUCACGGAAGGCGACGGGAGAAGCGGCGGCAGCGGGGGGGAAGGGGGGAGGAAGGGCGGGAUAUGGGAAGCGGAGCCCUGAGGGCGUCGGUCCCCAGGGACGGUAAAGGCGUGUGGGGAGGGGGCGCAGCUUGGGCGCGGUGGAUUUCUAUAGGAGGCGGUGCGGCUUUGGCGGCCGUGACGUCACCACCGCUGCCGAUGACAUCACGGUCACCCCUUAGCUCAUUACGUCACCACAGGAAAAGCUGAAUUCCAGGGGUUUUCCUCCCUAAAAAAAUCCCCCCCCCCCCCCCCCGGAUGGAGUUCUGGGGAUCCAAAACACUGCGAGACCUGGUGAGCAAAAAUCAGGAAUUUUUUUUUUUUUUUUAAUUUUUGCAGAAUUUUCUGGAAUCGCUGGUGCUGAAAUUCCCCGAGGUGAAUGUGAUGACUUCAACAUCAUAAUCGAGGCUAUGUUGGAGGCACCCUACAAGAAGAAGGAGGCCCAGCCCGGCAUUUUCUAGGCCUAAUUGGAGCUGCCCCAGGCUCAGUUGUCCCCAAAGGAGCCCAAGGAGGAAAGCAGGAGCAGCAGCUGGCAUCGGGAUCGGCGCCGCCGGAGCCGCCUCCGGAGUUGGGAAUGGAGGCGCAGCCGGAGAUGGGUCUACGACCACCAGACCCACAUCUGGAGGUGGGAAUGGAGAUGGAGCCAGAGAUGGAGCUGCUGCUUCCGGAGGAGGGAACUGAGCCGGAGCUGUGGCGACCAAGCCAGGCAUCGCUUUGAGCACAGGAAGUGCCCCCUGUACCAUGAUAAGAGCCCAGGCAGAUGUUCCCAGAUGUGUCCCAGAUGUCUCAGCUGUCCAGGGAGCCUCUGAGCUUGCUGAGCCCUGAGGAGAGGAACACCAAGACCGUGUUCUGCAUGCAGCUUGCAGCCAGGAUCCUCCCCAAACACCUUGAAGAUUUUUUCUCUGCUGCGGGAAAGGCGGCCCCCCGGGACCUUGGCCCCGUCCUUGUCGCACACCGGGCGGACGGUGCUGGCAGUGGCGGCGACGGGCACCGGGAGCCAGCGCUGGAGGCGGCGGGAAGCUGGAGCUCGCUGCCCAUCUUGGUGCUGACCUCCAAGGAGCGAGUGGUGAACCGCAGGGCUGCGGGGCUGAGCAUGGGAGCCGGGGCCAGUGCCGAGGAGAAGCAUUCCCGAGAGCUGGAGAAGAAGCUCAAGGAAGAUGCUGAGAAGGAUGCCAGGACCGUCAAGCUGCUGCUGCUGGGAGCAGGGGAGUCGGGGAAGAGCACCAUUGUCAAGCAGAUGAAGAUCAUCCACCAGGACGGCUACUCACUGGAGGAAUGCCUGGAGUUCAUUGCCAUCAUUUACAGCAACACGCUCCAGUCCAUGCUGGCCAUCGUGCGGGCCAUGACCACCCUCAACAUCCAGUACGGGGACACAGCUCGCCAGGAUGAUGCCCGUAAGCUGCUGCACCUCUCGGAUACCAUCGAGGAGGGGACCAUGCCCAAGGAGAUGUCAGAAAUCAUUGGACGGCUCUGGAAGGAUUCAGGCAUCCAAGCCUGCUUUGACCGCGCCUCCGAGUACCAGCUCAAUGACUCUGCUGGCUACUACCUGUCAGACCUGGAGCGCCUGGUGACCCCCGGCUACGUCCCCACAGAGCAGGACGUGCUGCGUUCCCGUGUCAAGACAACUGGCAUCAUUGAGACCCAGUUCUCCUUCAAAGACCUCAACUUCAGGAUGUUUGACGUGGGUGGACAGCGCUCGGAGAGGAAGAAGUGGAUCCAUUGCUUUGAGGGUGUGACCUGCAUCAUCUUCAUCGCGGCCCUCAGUGCCUACGACAUGGUCCUAGUGGAGGAUGAUGAAGUGAACCGCAUGCAUGAGAGCCUGCACCUCUUCAACAGCAUCUGCAACCACCGCUACUUUGCCACCACCUCCAUCGUCCUCUUCCUCAACAAGAAGGACGUCUUCCUGGAGAAGAUCAAGAAGGCCCACCUCAGCAUCUGCUUCCCCGACUAUGAUGGUCCCAACACCUACGACGAUGCGGGCAACUACAUCAAGCUGCAGUUCCUGGAGCUGAACAUGCGGCGGGACGUGAAGGAGAUCUACUCCCACAUGACCUGUGCCACUGAUACCGAGAACGUCAAGUUUGUCUUCGAUGCCGUCACUGACAUCAUCAUCAAGGAGAACCUCAAGGACUGCGGGCUGUUCUGAGCCCCAGGCGAGCACCCCCUCCCCUGGGGCCCAGCCCUGCUGCUGACCCCAUCCCACCUCCACAACCAUCUCUGCUUGCCGCAACCCCCUGGGAUUUGAUCUGCUCAGCUCCAAAGCCACCCUGGUGAAGAGGGUGGGGGGGGAAGGGAGGCAUAAUCUCACUCCCCUCCUCACCAACUCUCCCACCGGUCAGCACUGUGGGGCCCCCAGUUCUGCUGGAGGUCUCUGGGGUUCCAGGUCCUAGGGAUGCCUGGAUGACCCUGGAUACACUACAGGAUGCUGGAUACUUUCAGGUGCUGCAGGUCCCUGGGUAAGCUUGGAGUUGUGGGGUACCUUUGGUAAACCCAAGGGAUUCCUUUGGGUGCUGAGGGUCCUUGAGUACCCCUUGCAGCAGAGGGUGUUUGGGGGUCCUGGGUGUCCCUAGGUAUUUGAGGGAUGCUGGGGUAUCCCUGGGUUCCCUUUAGAGCUGAGAGGAGCUGUGGGUUCCCAGAUGACCCUUGGCACUGGGUGGUUUUGGAUGCCCCUUGGUGCUGGGAGUCCCUGGUACCCCUUGGAGCUGAGGGGUGUUAGGGAUUCCUUUGGCUGCUGGGGGAUCCUAGAUCCCUCUGAAGCUCUGGGUGCUGGGAUGGUCCCUUGGGUGCUGCUGGGUGUCCAUGAGUGCCCCCUGGUGCUGGGGGUGCUGGGAGUCUCCAGGAACACCUCAGAGCUAGGAAUCCUUUAGAUGUGGGGUGUUCAUGGGCAAUCCCUGUAACUGGGGGUUCCUGUGGGCUGCUGGGUUCAAGGGGUGCUUGAACCCUUUGAUCUCCCUCUGGGCUACAGAUCAUUGGAUGUUCCUGGGUACUGGUUGUCCCGGGGACUGUGUGAUACUGGGGCUCCCUUCAUGCCAUGUCACCACAGCAGAGCCAGGGGGUGAUCAUGUGUUUGCUUCCCCCAGCCCCACAGCCCCUUGGGGUAGGGCUCAUCCUUGCAGCAGCAUCCCAGCCACACCCCCAAGGGUCCCACCUCUCAUGACCAGGGGCUUCUCCUGACCCCAGGGGGAUGCCAACCCACCUUGUGUCCCUCUCCCAGUCCCGGGGACCACCCCAGCCCUCCCACAGAGGCAAAGCUCCCCUGCCUGUCACCCAUGUCACACAGGGUGUUUCAGUAUAUAUAAUGUUACUCACUUUUUUUUUCCUUUCUACAUUUUAUUAUUUCAAACCAUGUGAACAGUUUAGUAAAACAUACUGUGGGAAAAGCGA
Molecule: messenger RNA, 3429 nt
Organism: Cinclus cinclus
Lineage: Eukaryota; Metazoa; Chordata; Aves; Passeriformes; Cinclidae
Gene: GNAT1
Product: G protein subunit alpha transducin 1
Exons: 14
Coding region: 806-2191 (461 amino acids)
Biological process (GO): adenylate cyclase-modulating G protein-coupled receptor signaling pathway
Cellular component (GO): heterotrimeric G-protein complex
Molecular function (GO): G protein-coupled receptor binding; GTPase activity; GTP binding
Source: RefSeq, a predicted model, not a curated record